Mytilus californianus (California mussel) is the source of this 2040-nucleotide messenger RNA. Its product is annotated as C-C chemokine receptor type 1-like. The record is from RefSeq and is a predicted model, not a curated record. Gene Ontology annotation, biological process: G protein-coupled receptor signaling pathway. Gene Ontology annotation, molecular function: G protein-coupled receptor activity. Gene Ontology annotation, cellular component: plasma membrane. The transcript has 2 exons. Bases 46 to 1155 code for a protein of 369 amino acids. Lineage: Eukaryota; Metazoa; Mollusca; Bivalvia; Mytilida; Mytilidae.
CAUAGUUAUACAGUUUGAUCUUCACUUCAUCACAGUGAGGCAAAAAUGGCAAACGUAACAGUGGGAGCUACCUUGUUGCUUGGAAGCAUUACAACUAAUGCAUCUACUGUCGUUGAUGAUAUAGAUACAUCAGUGUACUACAACGUUGAAAAAUAUUUCUGGAUAAUAUUCUCCCCUUUAUUCCUGCUGAUCGGAUUUGUGGGAAAUCUUCUCAACAUAUGCGUACUUUUUAGACUAAAAUUUUACAAGAAUGCAACAUACACCUUGCUGUUUAUUCUUGCAUUUACCGACUUGACUGUUUUAUUAACUGGACUUACACGCUACUUGAUCAUAUAUGCAUCUGAUGUGGACAUCAGGGUACUUUCCGAAUUCAGCUGUAGAUUUAGUUUGUUCCUUAUUUACUUUUCCAUGCAAUUUUCCUCGUGGAUAUUAGUCUUAGUGACAGUCAUUCGUUUUAUGAAGACAUUUGUACCUCUACGCAGAACAGCCUCAAAGGAAAUCACGAUCAAAAAUACUUUGAUAUCACUUUUGAUUGCCGCUGUCAUGUUAAUUGGAAUAAACCUGCAUUUCUUUUGGACUAAUGGCAUAACUGUCAAAGAUGGCUGUUCUUCGCUAACCCCGGAGUACUAUGAAUUUGACGAAAAAGUAUUCGUUUACGUCGAUUUUGUAUUUCUCUCCAUUCUACCAGCUUGGAUUAUGAUUAUACUAAACUCUUUGAUAUGCUAUGAACUAGAAAAACUAACAAAAACUCGUAGAAGAAUGUCUAUACAGCCGGGAAUGAGCCUACCAAGAAGGCAGAAAUCAACAAAACGAGUUACAUGGAUGUUGGUCGUUACGACAUCUUAUUUCAUCGUAGCAACAAUUCCGAUCUCGAUUUAUUUCAUUGUAGACUCUUACGUUAGGCCAGGUGCCGACUCCUCGACAAAAAGCCGCCUAGACAUAGCUUGGACAAUCACUUACCUCUUCCAGUAUUCUCAUUUUGCGCUGAACUUUUAUCUGUAUACAGCAACUAAUGAAAAAUUCAGAAACGAAUUGACGACACUGACUAAAAAUGUAUACCAAAGAAUAUCAACAAGUAGCCAGUCAAUCAAACCUGCACCAUCUCGUGAAUAUUCCAGUGAAUCUAAAAAAUUAUCUGCAACGCAAUCGACGUAAAGAAAGGAAAAUGGUAAAAUCGAACGAUCUCUGUGAAUCCGUCCUUGAAAAGCGACUGUUUGCUUUUUCGACAUUUCAUUGUCCAUAAACUCUUUGUAUUUGACUUAAUGUUGCUGUAUAUAUUGCAAUUUGAACACAUUUAUAUAUAGACAAUAAUAGUGUCUUGACUUGACAUAUCAACGAUAUAAGGAUGAGGCUUAGAAACGGGAAAAUGCGAGGCUCUGCCGAGCUUUUUCCCCGUUUCGGGCCGAAUACUUAUAUCGUUGAUAUGUCAAGUCAAUAUACUAUUAUUGUCUUUAAUACUGCAAUCUAGAAAAACACAUUUUCAAUUGUUGUUUAUUGUGUUAUUGUUAUUUAUUUGAUUUAAAUAUUGGAAAAAAUCCCCCUUUAAAAAGGCAUCACAUCUGGCGGAGAAACAUACAGCACAAUGAAAUGUACAUCAAUUUACCUGUUGAAACCAAUCGUUGGUGAACGAAUUCGUUUGAGUAUGAGUAUGGACUAAAAUAUCACCAAUAAGCAUAAAACAUAAUGACUUAUAGGUUUUAAACAAAAAAUAUUAACAAGUGAAAUAUGUUUUUCUAACAAUUGUAAAAGAAACAAAUUUGAGUCGUUCCACGCUACGUUGGAAACAUUGGAAACAAGGACUAGUCGAAGCGCUCGUCAUGAAUAUCUAAAUAUAGUUUUGGCUCUACUAUUUAAAUAUACAUGAGGAAAAGUGAUAUCGGGUCAGUAACUGUAUAUGAUAUAGAAUAUACAGUCAACGCAUUUUGACUGCUCAAAUAGAACGAGUGCAGUAUAAAUAUAUAUAUAUAUAUAUCAAUAUAUUUAAUUUAAUAACUUAAAUGAAAAUGAAAUACGUGUACUAAUAAAUUAUUCGUCAUCGUA